Molecule: messenger RNA, 10774 nt
Organism: Ochlerotatus camptorhynchus
Lineage: Eukaryota; Metazoa; Arthropoda; Insecta; Diptera; Culicidae
Product: catenin delta-2-like
Exons: 4
Coding region: 2559-5315 (918 amino acids)
Biological process (GO): cell-cell junction assembly; cell-cell adhesion
Cellular component (GO): cytoplasm; nucleus; plasma membrane
Molecular function (GO): cadherin binding
Source: RefSeq, a predicted model, not a curated record
AACCGCCCGAAGGCACUCUGGGAUGAAUUGCGAGUUUCCCAACAGUAGUUGCCACUCAGAGAAGAGUGCCGGUCGACGACACGUACUGCGAGUGUUCGAUUUUCUCCUGAGCGACUCGAACUGGCUGAACUGGCACGGAGCGAGUAUACUGAUGAUGGAACUGCGGUUGACAGUAGUGUAUAGUGUAUUCAUGGAAAGCAAACACGGUCAGAGGGGAAUCGCACACUUGGCCGUCGGAAGAAGAGAAGGGAACUCUGGCCACUGCCAGCAGUAGUAGCAGCAGCAAAAAAAAAAGCACAACUUUGACAAGCGAGCAGCGACGACGACGUUUUUCCAGUUUUCACAUGCAAGACAGUCAGUGUCGUGUCCUGGUACAGCUAAUUUUUUUUACGAUUUUCGGUGAAGAAGAUGUGAUUUCACAGUGUGUAUCGCUCAAGUAAUAUUCAAAUCCCAGUCGGUGGAGAACAUUUAAUCUGGUGGUGAAAAGAUCGGACUGAAAAAAGUGGAGUUUCGCGACGUGCCCAGAAAAUGUAGGUGUGUUUCGCCGACGAACGGAAGACACAGGAUAAGACGAGAUUAUACUCUCGAAAUUGCAGGAAAUCCCACCAGGGAGGAGUGUGAGAUGAAGAAUUUGCAUUGAAAAGUGGUUCGUUUUUCUUUCCGGAAGCUGCAGUGUCACGACGACGGUGCGCUCGGCGGAAAAUAGACAGAGGAAAAGUUUAUUACGAUUGAUUUUUCUCUUCCGGUUCGGGCGGGGAAGGCAGACCCCGACAUGGGAUGAUGUGACCUGUCCCGCCGACGACCCAGGGAUUUCUUAAAUAUGAUAUAUUGUAUCGUAAGUUGUUCCUGGAAUUAGCGUGCUGGAAUUUGGGGCUCAGUCCAGCAGUGCCCAAAAGUGCGACGAUUCUUUACUCAGAUGCAUAAAUUUUUAAAUCACUACGACCGAUGAUCGUGAUGCUGCAACUCGUGAGCAGCAGUAGUAGAAGAUGAUGCUGCAAGCAUUGAAAAAAAAGGUUGAGAGUACCGUACCACACCAUCAUCAUCGUCAUCGUCAGCAGCAGCAACAACAACAACGCUAGUACGAUAGGCAAGCAACAUUAGUGAAGUCGAAGUGUAUAUGUGCCCGUUUAUGCAUGUGUGGUGUGUUUUGUGUCAGAAGUGAAGAAGGUGUGUUGCAGGAAGGGUGUACCCCCCUUUGGGGAGUGUAUAGAAGAUACUCCUCUGACAGGAAGGAAGACGGUGCAGCAUAUAUCUGGGUUACGUUACUGGAUAAGAAGAAAAAAGUGAAACAUUGGAAAGGAGGCUGACAUACAGGAUCAAAGUGUACACAAGGUGCUGUUUCUUCACGGUGGAAAAUAGAUACAGAGGAAGAGCCGGGGUGUAAAAGUGAAGAAGUAGAUAGUGGAGCUGCUGCUGGAGUGGCAUUUUGCUCUUCGCAUCGCGGACAAACUUGCCAGACGAACAGGGAUGCCAGCCGAGCGAGGAUAAUCUCUCUUGACCUGGUUUCGAUUGUGAAGGUUCAUAUGGGAACCGUGCUAUGAGCUUUGCGCGCCCAAGCUGAAGUGUCUUUGAAUUGAUAACAAGCAAGCGGAGAAGACGCGGUGGCCGUCGUGUCGAGGCUAAAAGAAGAACGUGAAAAAGAACUGCAGCGCAGUCACCAGCCUUGCUCGACGACAGCAACCUACCACCUACCACCCACACGCAGAGAGAACGAGGCAUCAGGCGUCCCGAAUAUAGGAACCCUGUGCUGAAUAGCAAGAACGUGAGCCAACCCCACAUUGAAGCACGUCGCCUUUCUUUUUCGUUUUUUUUUUUUGAGUGUGCCAAAAAGAACUACCGACCACUCGUAGUCUAAUCUAUGCGGUUUUCCCGUCUUGUGCUGCCUGCGAACGUAUAUUUGACCGAAGAAGUGCUGUUUGAAAAAAGGUAGUGGUUUUCCCGAAGGCACGUUCCGGCUGAACAACAGCAAGGAAGAAGAUUUCCCUAUAUUGGGGUCGCGUCAGAACGGGUGCACCACCCCCCGAAGGGUGCUGAUGGGCGAAGGCGAAGAGAAUAGAACCGUCAUCACCGAGAGAAGAAGAAAAGCGAAUGGAACCAAGUGAUAGGUUAAUUAUAGUGGCAUUUAUUUAUCCGGAAGCGACUCUUAUCAAGUAACGAAAUUGUCAAUUGAGACAAAGUGCUUCUGGGAAGAUAACGGGUAUAGGUGGGUGGAAGGAUGUCAUUGGAAGAGAAGCUACUUCGUAAAUAGGAUCAGUAUUAAAAUAAAGUGGAACAUAACAUAUUCGGUAGGUGUUUUGUGUUUUUUUGGUUUUCCGGUUUUUUUUUACGAGCGUGUAAAACAAAACAAAAGCAUACGCAAAGUUUAGUGAUUGUGCGAUGAUUAUCAUGGGAAGAGAAUGAUCUGACAAGUGUGCAACAAGCAAGACUCUAUUCUAUGUUAUACUACUUUAUCACAUCGUGUGCAAUAUACAGUUUAGCCAUUAGAAUUAGCGUGUUGAAUCGAAUUACGUGCGGUGAGCGCGAUUACCGAAUCUACCCCCGAAAAAUAACCAUCAUCAAUGCAUAGUGAGGAUGAACUAAUCGCUCGUACUCACAAACAGCAAACGACCCAGCAAAUCACGACUGUAACGAAGGUCGUGCGCGAGGUGAAACAGUUGGGACCGGAUGGGCAGCCGUUUGAUUAUGUAGCAAUGCCUCUCGAAAUGGGACCCGAUGGACAGCCGAUCGACUACGUGUCGAUGCCGAUGGGAAUCUACACGACCCGGUCGCAAUACAUGAACUACAACCAUUUGGACCAGCAGGAGCAGAUGGCCGCUGCGGCAGCCGCAUCGCAAUCGCAUAUGGCACCCGGUGCGAAAAAUAUGGCCGGGCCCGGCGACAAAGGGCAGUACCAGACACACUACCAGGACUACGAACACUACUCACAGUAUACGGAUUCUGGCUAUGACCCUGCCGGCGUUCAUCAUCCACCUCAUCCGCAGUCCUACCUCGGAGAGUAUCAGAUUAAUGACCGCUCAACACCUCAUAAUUCAAGCGAGAACAGCGAAUCUUCGAUACCGCUGCCAAUGAACGUACCUCAGAUGGGCAAUCCAUCGGCCAAUCUGCUACCGCCGGGCUAUAUGCAGGGACAGUACGACGAAAUGGGUGAAUACGUCAUAGCACCGUCGCCUGGAGGUCCAGUUGAUCGGCUCUAUCCGGACAACCCCUCCGCAAUGGUGUACGGCUAUGUAUCAACUCCUCCCUACGGAACGAUUAGUUCUCACGGUCACAUUGAUCCAUCCGGUGCCAGCGAACCUACAUACGCCACGAAACAACUUGCCUAUGAAGCAGCAGCCAGUGCCAGUCAACGAGGAGUUCCUCCGGAAGGUGCCUGCUACUACGACGGCGAGGAUGAUCUCCAGCAGCAUAUGCAGAACCUACAAAUUCAUAACCACGUCUUUCUGCAGCAUCACAUCAUAACCUCCCCGGGUGGGAACAACCGACCCGGUGGAAGCGGGCCUGAAGGUCCUGAUCUCGAAGAGCAGCGCCAAAUGAAAUGGCGAGAUCCUAAUCUAACCGAAGUGAUCGGUUUCCUCAGUCAUCCCAACAACGCCAUCAAGGCCAAUGCCGCCGCUUACCUACAGCAUCUGUGCUACAUGGAUGAUCCAAACAAACAGCGAACGCGAACCCUCGGCGGUAUUCCUCCGCUGGUCAAACUCUUAGGCCACGAAAACACCGACGUGUACCGAAAUGCCUGUGGUGCCCUGCGGAAUCUAUCCUACGGUCGCCAAAACGACGAAAAUAAACGUGCAAUCAACAGUGCCGGAGGCAUCCAGGCACUGAUCCACCUGCUCCGACGGACAUCGGAGUCCGACAUCAAAGAACUGGUCACCGGAAUCAUCUGGAACAUGUCCUCGUGUGAAGAUCUGAAAAGGUUCAUCAUCGACGAUGCGAUCAUAGUGAUCGUGUCCUACAUCAUCAUUCCCCAUUCGGGUUGGGAUCCAACGAAUCCGGGUGAGACCUGUUGGAGCACCGUGUUCCGGAAUGCGUCCGGCAUUUUGCGGAAUGUUAGCUCAGCCGGAGAAUAUGCUAGGAAAAAGCUUCGCGAAUGCGAAGGUCUAGUGGAUUCGUUACUGUACGUCGUUCGGAUAGCGAUCGAAAAGUCGAACAUAGGUAACAAAAUUGUGGAAAACUGUGUCUGUAUACUGCGAAAUUUGUCCUACCGUUGUCAGGAGGUGGAAGACCCGAACUACGAUAAAAAUCCCAUCCCCCACUACAGUAGUGCCGAUGGUUCACAUGGCAAUGCUAUUGUGAGUGCGGCGUCGUCUAAGGGCGAAAAUCUGGGUUGCUUCGGGGCCAGUAAGAAGAAGAAGGAACAGCAGGCAGCGGCAGCGGCGGCCGCGCAGGCUGCCGACGCGAAGGAUCAUUCCAGUGCGAAUGGAGAUCCGGCCAGGAUGGCCUACAAAAAUACGGCGCAUUAUAAGGGUGCGGAGCAGCUGUGGCAGCCCGACGUUGUACAUUCCUAUCUUGCCUUACUGCAGAGUUGCUCAAAUCCGGAAACGCUGGAAGCGGCGGCUGGUGCAUUGCAGAACCUGGCGGCUUGCUACUGGCAACCGAGCAUAGAGAUCCGUGCCACCGUGCGAAAGGAGAAAGGUCUCCCGAUUCUGGUGGAACUGCUCCGAAUGGAGGUGGACCGGGUGGUGUGUGCCGUUGCCACUGCUCUACGCAAUCUAGCUAUUGACCAAAGAAAUAAAGAAUUGAUCGGCAAGUACGCGAUGCGAGAUUUGGUCCAGAAGUUACCCUCUGGGAAUCCACAGUGCGAUCAGGGUACCUCGGACGACACGAUCGCAGCCGUACUGGCCACGUUAAACGAAGUCAUUAAGAAGAAUGCGGAAUUCGCUCGAUCCCUGCUGGAAGCCGGUGGCGUAGAGCGAUUAAUGAACAUGACACGACAACGACUAAAGUACACCCCGCGGGUACUGAAAUUCGCCGGUCAGCUGCUGUUUACAAUGUGGCAACAUCAGGAACUGAGAGACAUGUACAAGAAGCACGGCUGGAAGGAGCAGGACUUUGUGACGAAAACGAUCGCCUCGCGGAACGUAAACAGUAGCAACGGUGGCAGCUAUAGUGACAACUCACCAAAUUCACCCAACAACACACUGAACCGUCCGAUGGCAUCCCAGAGUGGUACCAGAUACGAAGAUCGAACCAUGAAGCGGCAGCAAGCGUCGAACAACGGUGGCCAAGCAAUGUCCCUGCCACCGAGCGACGGAGCUGUCAAGAUGGGUAAGUCCGCCGCAGCUAGGGUAGAAUCUAGUCACCGUGAGUCGUUCUAAUGUGUCGAUUUUCCCGAACUUGUAGGCAGAUGAAUCUACCAAGAAGCACAAUCCGAUCUAUCAGGGUAGUCAGAAAAGGUAGCUAACCAACACUCUACAGACACACAGAAUGAGAAAGAGAGUGAGAGAGAGAGAGAGUCUAGUAGGACAGCAGCUAUGUAGCGAAUCUAUUUAGGAACAACCACUCAAUUGCAACACUAAAACAGGUACACCCAGAUGCCACCUGGUGGAGUUCGUUUAGUCUAGGCGACAAUGCAGACCCCCGUUAAACCUAUACACAUUAUUGGAAAGAAUAGUCUUUCCAAACAAACAAAAGGAAAGGGGAAUCAAACUGACUCAAGGAGUAUAUUACGAGAACAAUUUAAACACAAAAUAUUCCAAGCUAAUGAUGCGAAAUGGCGAAACAGCAGCUUCAGCCAGUAAGAGAUGACACGGCAGUCUUAGAGUAGUUUACACACAAAGUAAUAUAUUGGAUAUCUUAUUUCCACCAUCACGCAACAAUCUUAUUCGACAGAGCUCUAACAAAAAGUGGUAAAAUCGAAACUCUCUCAAAUAGUUCCCUCGACAUCGCGCAAUACCUACCAAAUUCAUCGUUUAUCAUAGACACCCAUACAAACACACACAUAUGCGAAUUACAGGAAAUUACCCUUCAGAAAUGAAUUUUGAAAUUUAGAAUAUGACUGUUAACAUUCAUAGCAACACCUAUCAUGGACACUUACGGUCCUCUCCCAUAUUUGGCGCUUACUGCACACACUGUUGAGCUAUUCUGUUUCAUUGUUUUCCAUUCAACGCGCACCAGUUUACAUUUCUACUAAUUUAGAACGUAUCUGUUCGUAACUUGUACGAUUAAUUCCAUAACAAAUUUUACGAGGGUGAACUAAUAGGUUUCAAUUCGCUAUAGACAUUAUGGUUGAAACACGUUUGGAUAUAUUUGCUGUACUGGUCAGAAGAAGUCAAGAAUGUCAUUCAAACAGCUCGUUUCAUAUUGCCAAGGCUUUUAUUUGAAGAAUUUGGAGAACAUGUUUAUGACAUGGAAAAAGACUUCAGGAUAUCGUAGUUCCGUUGAACGUCAAGAAUGGUUCCCUUCUACAUGUUGCCGUUUGAGUGCCCUACAUUUUUAUUUGAUUAUUCGAAACACAGUUUCCGUAUUGCCAUUGUUUGCUUUCUGAGCUAUUAUCUUUUACGGGCCUACACCAACACCCUGUCUCGAAGAUUAUCGUGCACAGCACUGUUAUGAGUCCCACACUGGCACAAAGACGAUGUUCAGCCCAUACCAUGGAGAACAGACGCUGUUUUGAGCCGCUCCUAAUAUGAAGAACAGAUGUUCGGUUUGUAUGAGCCGCGCCCUCUGAAGAGGGGUGCCCCUACCCUUUUCCUCAGCACGUAGACUUAGGUCCCACCGAGGUUGGUUACUGGACGGUACUGGAUAAGAGGCUAAGUACCACUACUAUAAUCUAUUUAUACCAGCACAGUUACUCGUAGUAAUGGUACGCAUUGCCCAGUCGUACCAGCCCAGGUGAAGUCUCCCACGACGUUGCAUCAGGAAAGUCAAGUCAAGUCAGGUACGGAGUUUCAGUCAGAUUACGUCUAGAGGGAGUCUGGUGCACUUCGAUUAAAAGUUCCGAUGACCCCGGUGCGGGGCGUCUCCAGAGGACUUUCGGAUGAUGGUGCUGAUGAACUUAGGCAGAAGAUUUUCUUGGUCUGAGCCUUAGAACCAAGCGAUUUACUGAAAUUUAGGCUAAAUCCGAUUGUCACCUCCUUGUUUUAGGUUCUUUAGGCUCCCAAUAACUUCUAGGCUUGUGUGUUUCGGUAUAGAAUUGAUCGAAAUAACGUCAUCAAAGAUAUUUCGAGCUUGCUUUUUUAACUGUGUAGAGUGUAGACCUAUCUUUCACUUAAGCUUUCAAAUUAGCUUCUUUUAUAGUUCUCUGGAUCUGGGUCCUACAAGAUACUCAAUUGUUUCUUAUGUUCUUGUAUCCAAAGUACGUUGAACUUGCUGUAGAGGUGCUUUUACUGCAUUACUUCAAGGUAUUAACUCGUUUGAAUUUGUCCUCGAAUUUUAGUCUGCCUGGUCUUGCAAAUUGUCUAGACUUAUCCUGAAUUUACUUGUGGAUUAUCACAUUAUAUUCUCCAGGCGAUUGGUCUUAAGGUUCACUGAAAAUUAACUGGAGUAGUGAAUCAAACUUCUCGAAUAUUUCAAAAAUGAAUACUGAAGUGUUCAGCUACAGAAUAAAGACCAUAAUUAAAUAUGAUUAAAGAAUUGCUGGCUCGAAAGUUUUCUUAUCGCAUGAUACAUUUUUGAGGAUGUGGAGAUCUACACAAGUUAUAACUAGUCGUAUAUUAAAUAUUAUCCGCCAAUCAGUUAGGGCGUAGACAAGAAGAUUGUUAGGUGACAACUCUUCCAGAAUCCAGUUGGUAAAACUACCCGAUGUAAAGUGAGAAAUUGUAAAAUUCGUUCGAAGCUUUAGCCUUUGAGCUAUAAAUGGCAAGAAUGGGUCGGUCUAAUACUGCCGGUGGAACCAUAAUGGUCCCAUGUGUAUAUGAAAGUUCAUUGGACAUGGGUCAAUUAUGCGUCCACCGGCAGUACAAAGCUUGAGAAUAAUCAUGGAAUGCAGUCUUCUUGAUAUGUUGUCUUCGGUUAGGGUGAAGAAGCCUUAUCGGUAACACGUUUGCUGUAGCAAAUGGCUGCAAUGAUGAUCGUUUGGAUGUUUCGAGAUCGUAAUCGUGUGAGAUACGUUUUUGAAAAACUGGUUGUACCGGUCAUGUAAUAAGUUCCUUGAAGCAAGAGUUGUUGGAAACUCCCACCAGGUUGUAUUAUAUUGAUUGCGUUGCUGCAAACGAAAUUUACAUAGCAUUUUUUGGAGCACAAAUCUCAUUUUUCUUUGUGUCACUAGAACUUGUUUGAGCUCCAUUUAAUUUUGUGGGCCAGUGCAGCUUAUCGAACGUAUUACAACUACGUCAAAACCUUUGUCCUCUGUUAUAAAUUUACAGCAUCUCUAUUGAAUCGAAUUCCUGGCACGUCAAUUCCUGUAAAAUUCACCAAUCGAAAGUUGCAUGUUGUUUCUCGGUUAUCGUUGUUAACUAUUAACCCAUUACACAAGAGAAGACGAAUAUUCAUCGUUAAUCAUUAACCUCACUCCAGCACACAUCUCCUUCGCACCAACAUCCGAAUCCUUUGCCCCAUGCCCAUCACAUUUAACCAUAUAUGAACGUUGUCUCGGUGUAGAAAGCGACCACGCAAGACGAACGGUCAUCAUCAUAAAUGUAUCUAUAAUAGCGCAUUGAUAGGAACCAGCCUCAUUAAAAAGAGCAUGAUAAAGGAUAAAAAUGAAAUCAAAUACUCACAUACUAACACAAACACACAUUCAAUGGAAAUCGUGCUGGUUUAAUCACAUAGACCUUUUGUCUCGGAAAGGAAGAUAGCUCAAUGACUAUAGGCGCCGCCCCCCGUCAACACAUGUGUACAGUUAAUCGUAAGCGAAUUGGAACAGUACAUAUACAGAACCUAGAAUGGAUAUGCUAAUUGAAAUUAUGUAAACGAGAAGACGCUGUAAUUCGAAUUUUUUGAUACAUUGAACGAUUGCUGAGAUAAGUGCGUAGAAUUUUAAAUGAACUAGUGGAACUAAUUUAACGUCUCGGUAUAAAAAACGAAAAAUGAGAGCUCAGAAAACACGCGACAACAACAAAGCAGGAACAAAACAGCAACAAAUUUUUAUCCCUCGCUACUAUCACUAACAUGAAUAGAGAAUAGCAAACUACAUGGAAUAAUCCACAAGAACAGUCGUACUCCCUGUCAUGGAAUUCCCCCUUUUAGAGGACGCGAAGGCGGUGACAAAAGACAGCCACAAGGAAUUACAAUGAAAAUUAAGGCGAUAAACUCUGCUCAAAGGGCUUAAUGUGCAAGUAACAAGAGGAAAUCAUGCAAAAGCUAAACAAAUGUAACCAGGAAAAAAGAUAAAAAAAAAUCAGAACAGUAGAUUAGAACAAAUUGAAAUAAUUGAUAAGCUGAUGGCGGAAGUGCAGUACAUAACUAAGAAGUUUAAUAUCUAAUCAUAGCAAGGAUAACAAAACAAACCAAGUGGGAAAAAGUAAUAAUUUUAUGGUCAAUUUUAUCAUUAUAAACAAGUUACGAAAGAAAACAAAAACGAAAUAUAGGAAUCACCAAGUUCACUUUCACAUUCACGAAAACUCACUCACCCCACACGAACAUAUAAUGCAUAAAACUACUGUCGCAUCAUACCGAGCACGCAUUUAAAGGAACUAUAGGAAUUCUACCACACAGACACACACACAAAAAAAAACAACCCUACGGAAGUAAAGCAACAAAAAAUGAAUAUCAACACUGUAUUUUCCUGUAGUCGUACCACUUCUUAUUCUCUCACAUCAUGCAACUCUGACAUCAGAAAUCGUAGCAUCUGUCGAAAAAUUACUGAUUGUUUUGAGAAAAUGUUUUCUACGCAAAAAAAAUAGACGUCAUUCCAGCGAGCGAGCACCGCAUCACUUCGUAUAUUCCUUCUUGUCAAGCCUCUCAUGAUGGUGGUGGAUAUUGUCGUCGUUGAACGUGGUCCUUGAUAUAGAUAUAAAAUACUACAAAUCAGCCAACACUCUAUGUAUAGCUAAUCGUUGUUGGCUAACUACAAUGAAUCGAAACGAAGGUACUUCAAAGAUUAUGAUUUCUUGCUGCCACCAGUGGAAAGUGUGGAAAUCAAUUGAGCUUCUUUUUUAUCUUUGAUUCUUAUCGUACAUUCUAACCUAUAACUUAGUUCAAUCCAAUUGGCAAACUGAUUCGGAACCGAGAAAAGACAUGACUUUAUGUUGUAGGAUUAAAAAAAAAACUAAUCAGAAAAUCAGAUCAGGCACUGAAAACCAGGGGCUACAUUGCGCAUCUCGAAACGAAACACUUUUUGUACGAAUGCUUGUAUGAAAAAGUUUUUCGUUUCGAGAUGCGCAAUGUUGCCGCAGAUUAAAAGACGCAUCUAGCAGUGAUAUGAAUUUGUUUAUAUUUAGCUAAUUCGUAGAUUAUUGAUCAGCCAUUACAAGACGAAAACAAACACACAUACAUGCAGACAGACACUGGGUAUAUUCCGUGAGAGAGAAAGAGAGAGAGAAAGCAAAAAAAACUAAUUACAAUUAUUAUCGAAAUUAUGAUUAAAACAAAAAUAUUGUAUCGACAAUUGUGGGAAAAGUGCAUGAAAGAGGAGGAGGGUGGUUUAUGAGGAUAAAAAACAGUAGGAACAAAAAUGGGUAGCAAAGAAUUCACAAUUACAUACACACUCACUAAAAGCAGAAAGCUAGUUAAAAAAAAGAAUGGAUUCAGAGUGGAGGCAACUGUAAGUUUCUCCACAUCGCAUGGUCGGGAAAUGAAAGAACAGCAGCGAGUGAAUGAUAAUGGUUGAAAUUACUUAAUCUAAAAAAAAAACAUGCAAACGUAUAUACAACAAUUUAAACAAAAAACAAGUAAA